This is a messenger RNA of Paramecium sonneborni, 1188 nucleotides long. The record is from the annotation of a GenBank genome assembly. Lineage: Eukaryota; Ciliophora; Oligohymenophorea; Peniculida; Parameciidae.
AUGGAAUUAAAAAUAAUAAAAAAAGAAAUGUUUUUUUUACUCUUAUAUGGUGUCAUGUAUCAAAAUUUAUUUAUUAAGAGCUUUUUAGCAAUGAGCAUAUUAAUGAUGGGCUUAUAUGAAUACAGUUAAAUGUUUUAUCUAUUUGAGUGGAUUUGGUUGUGGUUUUUUGGAAAGAUUUUAUCAAUGGUAUUUUUAUUAAAAGAGGAAUAAAAUAAUGAAGAAGAAAGAGAAUAACUUUUAGAAGAAGAGAUUAGUGAACACAAAUAAACAUAUAUACCAUGGAAAUUGUAUAUAAUAAAUGCAUCAAUUGAAACAGCAGACAUAUUUUUAUUAGGGAUUGAGUUAUUCUAUAUGAAUUUUGGAUUAUUUAUAAUAGUAAGUUAAAAUAGUAAUAAAAAUAGUGUUAAGGGGUUGUAUUUGUAUUUUAUAUUCUAUAUACAAAUAAGCAAGAUUAGUUAAAAUUAAUAUAUGCAGGAGUAGUUCUGUUAGCAGGCAUUUUUUCAAUAGCAUUGUAUUCUGAAGGGAAUCAUGAAUGUUACAUAGGUUUGAUAGCAACGUUGAUUUAAAUAGGAACAAAUAUUUAUACAAUAAAAUUAAAAGAACAAUUUAUGUCUUAGUAAUAAGAAUUAAUAAUAAUAAAAGAUAUAUAUUUUAGCAUUCUAAGUAUAUUUCGUAUACUGGUUUAAUACAAUUUAUUAUAUGGAUCAUAGUGAUGGUAAUAGUUAAUUUUAUUCCAUGUCCUAAAGAGUCAGUUUCAAUUAAAAAAAAGUGUCCAUAAAAUAAUGAUUUAGGUGAUUUUAGUGGAUAUUUUAAUUAAACUUUUGCAAAUUAGGAUGAUUAUAAUAUAGUAAUUAUGUAUUAUAUAGAAAAGGCAUAUCCAGUGAUAGUAUUUGUGAUAUUGAUAAUGGUGAGUUCAGCAAUUACAUAUUUGGAUAAUAAAAUAACAAUAAAGUUAUAAUCAGAUAAGAAACAAAUAAUUUAACAAUUUGUAUUUUUUCCAAUAUGGAUAUGGAUUUAUUAUGAUGAUGACCAUAUAACAUUGUUAGUGUUUUGUAUACUGUUCUUUGUUUUAUAAUGGUUAUUAGGACUUUAUAUAGUAAAUGAUUGAUAAUAAAGUAGAUAUUUAAAGAGAAGUCGACAGGAAAAUAUGAAUAGAUAGAGGAAGAUUAAGAUUCAGAGAUUUCAUGA